AUGCUAUAGAAACAUGUACGCGCGUAAUGACGACAAAACCAUCGUAUCCAAGCGUUGUGCGUAAGGUCCCAUUGAGGAGAAGAGCAGAAGAUGGCGAGUUCAAACAAUCCACGUAAAUUUAGCGAGAAAAUCGCUUUACAUAAUCAGAAACAGGCCGAAGAGACUGCGGCUUUCGAAGAGGUGAUGAAAGACCUAAACAUUACUAGAGCUGCACGGUUGCAGUUACAGAAGACCCAGUAUUUGCAACUAGGGCAGAAUCGUGGACAGUACUAUGGAGGCUCACUGCCCAAUGUCAAUCAGAUUGGAAAUAGCAACAUUGACCUGCCUUUUCAGAAUUCCACCGUGGACAGCAGUCGGUCGACCAGGCACCACGGACUGGUAGACCGCGUUUACCGCGAUCGGAACCGAAUCACCUCCCCGAACCGCCGGCCCCUCUCUGUGGACAAACAUGGCCGCCAGAUUGACAGCUGCCCCUAUGGCUCAGUGUACCUCUCACCCCCACCGGACACCAGUUGGAGGAGGACGAACUCCGACUCAGCCCUACACCAGAGUGCCAUGAACCCUGUGCCCCAGGACUCAUUUACAGGGGGUUCACAAGAGCUCCAGCCUAAACAAGUGCUGCUGCUUACAGUUCCUGGGACUGAGGAGUCUGAAUCACAUGCAGACAAGGAUACACAGUGGGGUAACAAAAAGAAUGACUCAAGACCCAAGUCUUGUGAAGUCCCCGGGAUCAAUAUAUUUCCAUCUCCUGAUCAGGAAGUGAACACGUCAUUGAUCCCGGCCACGCUCAACACAGGAGGCUCCCUGCCCGAUCUGACCAACAUCCAGUUCCCCCCACCACUGCCCACUCCGCUGGACCUGGGCGAAACUUUGGUGUUUCCUUCCCUUAGCACCUCCAACAGCACGGGCAACCUGACAACCAACCUCACCCUCCUAGGCAUCAGUGCUGCCAGCCACGGGAUCCCAACCACCGCUCAGCCUACCGUGACGGCCCAGCGCAGACAGUCCACCCUGGUCCCCCUAACCCUAAACGCCAACCCACAGCAGUCACCGCAGCAGCUCUCCCCCACCCUAUCGACCCCUCUCAACAUCCAGGCAAUGGCGAUGGACGCCUUGACUCUGGAGCAGCAGCUAUCCCAGUACGCCUUCUUUAGCCAGCUGACAGCGCAGUCCCAGGCCCAAGUGCUCAAUGACCUGCAGCAGCAAGCCCUGCCCCAGGGCAUCAGGCUAAUUACCUUGGCCACCACCACUGCCUCCACAGCCACCCAGUCCUCCCCAGUCAGCCAGAUCGCGACGACUGUCAACAUCAACUCGUACCGCAAUCAGACUGGCUCUCCGGCCAAUCAGUCUCCAACCUCCCCAGUCUCCAAUCAAGGCUUCUCCCCUGGCGGCUCGCCUCAACACAUUCCAGUGGUGGGCAGUAUAUUUGGGGAUUCUUUCUACGACCAGCAGCUAGCAUCAAGGCAGACCAACGCUCUCUCCCAUCAGCUCGAACAGUUCAAUAUGAUUGAGAACCCGAUCAGCUCCAAUAGCCUGUACAGCCAGUGCUCCACCCUCAACUACACACAAGCAGCUAUGAUGGGCCUCACAGGGAGCAGUCUACACCAGUCCCAGCUGUUGGGCUACGGUAGCCAUGGCAACAUCCCAAACAUCAUCCUCACAGUGACAGGCGAGUCUCCACCCAGCCUCUCUAAGGAUUUAACCAACUCACUGGCCGGCGUGGGAGAUGUCAGCUUCGACGCGGACUCUCCGUUCCCAUUGGACGAGCUGAAGAUCGACCCCCUCACCUUGGAUGGACUGCACAUGCUCAAUGACCCCGACAUGGUUCUGGCCGACACUGCCACUGAGGACACGUUCAGGAUGGAUAGGCUGUAAUACAGAAUGCUGUCAGUGGCCAACGACAAAAAAGAACCCUAGGAAGAAAGGGAAACCAGGCAUGGCCAUUCAGCUAUUCAACAUCGCACUCACCCUCAAGUCCUUUGAAAUGAUGAGCCACCAAAACCCAUUGUGGAGAAGGACAUGCAAUGGCUUGUUAAGGUCAGGAAUGGAAUUGUUAUUUCCAAUGAGAUUGUUGGUUGGUCAGUGCUUUGCUAGCUUGCUGCGUUAACUAUCUCUAAUUUCUUACCAUAUAUCCCACAGUGUCACACUUGAUAAAAGAUUGUAUAUCUCCUUUUUAUUUUGUUUUUAUUUUUCUACAAAUCUACAUGCAUUUAAAAAGUGAAAAGCCACUAGGAAGGUGAGCUGCACCAUACCUAUUAUCAUUCCUUACCAACCAUAUAAGCUUUAUACUUCACACUCAAAGCUUUAUUUUUAUUGACAACCAAAUGUUAAUGUUUGCGUUAUGCAUAUGAUGGAUUUUUAUUUAUUCAAAUAUUUAUUACUUCAGUUGAAUGUUUUUUGUUGCAUUUCAAAAUGUGUUUGAGUUUGAAGCCAAUGUCUCUGCUCUAACUGUAUUGUGCAAACUACACUGAUUAUGGAUCUAUUAAUUUAAGUUAAAUAUUUAUGUAUUAAGCUGCUCUGUUAAACUUAAGGAGUACAAAUCCUCCCCAUGUUUGCUCUUACGGUUGCCAGUUGCAACGACAUCUCACUAGAUAUAAUCAUAAGGCCUCUUAAAAUAUAGGAUAGGAUCUGCAAUUGUGUUUUCAUCACUUACAUGGGCCCGCAAUUGUUGGGUUUCAUCUUGUGCCAAUACUGUUUUUAAAUGUAUCUUAACUAAUGAAAAACAUAUUCAACAGAUGCUUAUAAGCUUAAGCAAAUGUGACAAUGUAAACAUGGAAAAUGCAAAUACCCAAACUAGAUUGGCCAUAAUUCUCCUUUGCAUGUAUAUCCAGAUUGAAUGCCUCCUGAAAAUCUGAAGGAUACAAACUCCUCAGAAACCUGUUGAACUUGUCACUGUGAGAUCACCUGAUUUUGCCUUACAUAUUGAGUAUUGUACUGUUUUUAAGUGUAACUAAUGUGACAGUGUAUUUUCUUAACUUCUAACAUUUUCUUGUAUUUGAGAGGAAUUUUAAAUCCUAGUCAAGUGACAAUAUUUGUGGUUAUGUAGUGUAAAGUUUGACAAAUCACUGUACUGUAUUUUGUACUGGUAAACUUUCUAAAUGAGUUAUGGGUGUUUUGUAAAAAAAGGAAAUGUUGAUUUCAAAUUUGUGAUGGAGAGUGCAAAUAUGGGGAGGCUUUCUUAUCCUUAAAGGGAAACUUACAAAUGCAAAUAAAAUUAUUUUGGUAGACAAUUGUUAUGAUAAAAAACAAUGUUACUUAGAAUUCAUAUUUGGUUCUUCCCUCCAGAUUAAGGGCUGGUAGAAAACUAUUUGAACCAUUCCAUUUUAUGCUCAUAGCUAAAUGAGUCCCAAAACACAUGUAGAACUUUGCAAAAGAGGUUCAAAUGGGCAGAGCUUUCGUCUAUACGCUAACUUGUAGAGCUGAAAUAGUUUAACUUUUUAUUUUACUCUAUCUUCCCCUCGGUUUCAUAUUCUGACAUUUCCGUUUUGAAAACGAAUAUAGUGAGAUGUAAGUGAAGAGCAACUUGGCUAAAUUGGAUGUUUCCUUAUAUGGGCUGAGAAUGUGUCAACCAUUUAGUGUCAAGUGUCAACCAUUUAUAAAGAACACAAUAUUACAUUUUUGUUUCUCUUAACAUUUGACAUUUUUAUACUGUAGCUAUGUUUGAUCAUGUUUCUACUGUAGUGUGUGUGUGUACAGAAUGUUAAUGUUACUUUUUAACUAAAUCGCAAUGUGGGAAGAGGCAUAGUUCCCCAACUAUGAGUUAAUGAUAAGUACAAAUAUAUAUUUGAGAAAGAAUAUUUGAUUCUUACGCAAAUCGGAAAUGAGAAAUCAUACCAUUGCAUCACAAAAAUAUGUAGAAAUACACCGUUAUACAAAAAACUGUUUGAGCCAAACUGCAAUACUCCAGUGUGCUACUUUCUUACAGUGCCAUCCAGAUUAAUUCGCUGCAAGUUAUUUUUGUUUGUCUGAACAUUUUCCAAAAUGUGCAUUCUGAUAUCCUGUACAAAAUGACCGCAUGACAAAAAUGGAAGUGACCCUCAGAAAAAGGCCUUCAAAUCAAGUGUUUGGUCACACAUAUUUAGCAGAUGUUAUUGCGGGUGUAGCGAAAUGCUCGUUUUCUAUAAAGUUUUGAUUUAAAAUGUGCUCUACAAUGUAGUAAAAACAGAAAACACCACAUCAAAAAUUAUGCAUGUGUCAGUUCUUAAUGAUUCAUGUAAAUGGUUACUUUUCAGAUGACUGUGUUGCUUCCAUUUAUGCAUAAUGCUAGCGCAUUGCUGAAAUAAGAAUGUAUUUGUUUAAGGUCUUGGAAUUUCUGUUUCAACAAAUGACAUAAGCCAAAAGCAUUUUUCUUGAAUAUCUCUUACUACUAUCCAUUUGUUGUUCAAUUGAAUUGGCUGUUAAUUGCUUUUGAACCUAGUUCUUCACUGUAGCACUUCACUGUGGGUUUUAAAUAGUUGUUCCUGUAAGGCGAACCUAUUAUGAAUCCCAUCUUCAUAACAGACGUUUUUUAAAGUGGUAUUUCACUCCAAAGAUUGAAGAUUUCAGCUCAAAGUUGUCUAAUGUUGAGAUGAAACCGUUUCAAAAAGAGGGUUGAUGAGUUAAGAAGCCAACUUCUUUCAAAUUCUUAAUCAACUUUGAAUUUCCUGAUGCAGAAAAAGUUUUCUAGCCUAAUCAGAAACCGGCUUAAUUGCAGGAUAACUCAUAUCUUGACCUUGGAAAUUCACAUUGCGUUCUCCUCAAAUAAUCAAAUCAAAAUGAUGGAUGUGGAUAAAAGCCAAAUAGUUGAUGUGAUUUAUAGCAUGCAUGUUGUAAUUAGUUUGAUGCAACUUUUUGUCUUCAAAUGACCACCCAAAUUACUGAGCUACAAGUGUGAACUGAAAGGGGAAAAUGAUGGAAUCAGAUGUUGUGCAUCUUUUCCAUUCCUUUAAGACUGAGGCACACACUGAAUAGCUGGAGCUACAGAACAUUAGGCUUGGGCCAUGGACUCCCCUUGACAUUAGACCACAAUAUAACAUCUUCUGACAAAUUUAGAUUUUGGAGUGAACUGUCACUUUACUGGCCUGGCGAGUGAAAACAAAAACAGUUUCAAUAGCUACUUAAAUAUGCCGCUUACAGUAGCGGUCAAACUUGUCACUGUUUACGAUCUUUAAAAAAUAAGUUGAAAUUGGAAAAACUGUUGGUUUAAGUGUAUUUGUUUGAUUUACAUUAUUCUGCACAUGACCAAGAGAGAAAAUGAAAUUGAGAUUUUUUAACUUAAGUAAAAAAAUUGGUGGACUGAAUUAUUCAAAAUUCAAAUGAAUUUGGUUGGAGGCAAGUGAUUUCUCUUUUACUGUGUAAUUUUUCACCUGUGGUAAGUUGCAGGUGCCUACAGGGUAAAAAAUAGCCAUUCAAACCAUUUUGAAAAGAGAACAUUCUGCUCCAUUGCACUCAAUUGUAAAGUGCCUAUAUAUUUGACUGUACUCUAUUUGCAGUAAAACUUGACUGUCAAGAGAGCUUACUGUCAGUUGCAUGACAUGACGGAUGUUAUAAGUAGUCCCUAUUGCUGAUACGGGUUUAUUGAAAAUGAUUCAGCACUAUCAUGUUGACUUCAGCAGUAUGCGUAUGAACUAUGGCUAGCUAGCUAACAUAAAUUGAGGCAUGUUUUGAAAUCAAUUCUAAACACAUAUCAGUUACUGUGACUGCAUACAGUAAGACAUACUCUAUGUAAGGUUUAACAAACAUGUUUGUAUUGUAUCUGUUGCUUUCUCACUUUAGUUAUGGUCACCUGCCUUGUGAACAGUGGCUGUUCUGUCAAUGCUGACUGUUUUACCCCAAAUUUGAAGAAAGCGUAUAUUCUUUUCUUUUUGUAAAGCCGGUCAUUUUAAAUGUGACUUGGAAGCAAAUUCCUUAUUUUGGGAUGCAAAACCAGAAAGGGCUUAUUCCAAUGCAGCUUGUUUUCCCAUCAUGUAAAAAAAAAAAGAAAUAGCACUCAAUGUAUUGUCGAUCAAUAUACCAUACUGCUCUGCAUAUGCAUGGGAAGUGGAAAUCUAAUAAUGUGAUGUGGACUCCUAUGUUGACAGUAGUUAUUGAAAUCAACUGACUGAAGUGAGAAUGUUAUCUUGAUUCUCACUAAGUAUAUUGUCACUGCCUGAGGACCUGUCACCACAAAUUCCCUCAACUAAGGUAAACAUUGAGCAAUUGCAAAGGAACUUAAUCUCAAGUGAAUGAAGAAUUCUGUUUUGUUACCCAUACUUUAAAUGCAUUAGUAUGAAUCCAUAUAAUUUCCUCUAGGACAGUUGAUGUUGGAAAACCUAAAAUGACACUUUUGGAAAGCAUUUCCAGUUAGUAAUGUAAAGAAAAUCUCUUCUUGGUCAGCUUUAAAUGGGUAUCACAUAUUUAACCAUUGUCCUGUAAAUCAUAUUCUGAGAUGUAUUUCUUUGUUGCUAUGUGAAACUACGUAUGUGGCCCAUUUGUAAGAUGAAACUUGAAUGUGGGUGGAAUCUUUUUUCUGUACAUAGUCUCAAUAUCAAAUAAAACUCAUUUUCACCAAGGUU
Oncorhynchus kisutch (coho salmon) is the source of this 6533-nucleotide messenger RNA. It is a transcript of the gene crtc1b, whose product is annotated as CREB regulated transcription coactivator 1b. The transcript is spliced from 14 exons. The record is from RefSeq and is a predicted model, not a curated record. Lineage: Eukaryota; Metazoa; Chordata; Actinopteri; Salmoniformes; Salmonidae. Gene Ontology annotation, cellular component: cytoplasm; nucleus. Gene Ontology annotation, molecular function: cAMP response element binding protein binding. The coding region runs from base 91 to 1875 and encodes 594 amino acids. Gene Ontology annotation, biological process: protein homotetramerization; positive regulation of transcription by RNA polymerase II.